Ornithodoros turicata is the source of this 3500-nucleotide messenger RNA. RefSeq names its product dopamine receptor 2-like (gene Dop1R2). The coding region runs from base 438 to 1820 and encodes 460 amino acids. Gene Ontology annotation, biological process: adenylate cyclase-activating adrenergic receptor signaling pathway. Gene Ontology annotation, cellular component: plasma membrane. The record is from RefSeq and is a predicted model, not a curated record. Lineage: Eukaryota; Metazoa; Arthropoda; Arachnida; Ixodida; Argasidae. Gene Ontology annotation, molecular function: G protein-coupled receptor activity. The transcript has 3 exons.
UAAGAGUGAUCGGUCACGUCACUCAGCCGAGGCGCCAGAAUACCGACGGGGACGAAAGAUUUGCUCUGCUAGUAUGAAGCGCAUAGUAGUGGCAGCUGCACUUCUUUUUUGCACUCGAGGUAAAGAGCAAAUUGAAAUAUUUUUGCAACGUCACAAGCAGUCACGCCUCGGGGAGUGAAGCUAUCGCGCCCAGGCCCCGUCAUCGUUACUUUUCGGCGAACGUUAUGCUCUUUUUGGACAGAACGCUGUCGCUUGUAUCCUUCUCUGCAGCGGGUCCUUGGAUAUCUCCUCGCUGUGCUCAUUCAGUUCCGCCUGCCGUUUAUUCCAAAGUGUGUCCUCCCGGGACAUGGUCACUCGCUGAGUUGUGCUCCAGAUAAGUGGUUUGCCACAGUGGGCAAGACGAGGUUGUGAUUCUUGCCCGAGAGUUCCACUGAGCAAUGCAGCUACUUCAACUUUACCAUGACGAGCCAUCUGUCUUGGACAAAGACUACAAUGGGUUCGACAUUAUCCCACUUUCCAUGUCGAACGUCUCAUUCGACCCUGAGACACUCGCGAAUGAGACAGAGGUGCUCGAGAGCCUGGUUAACUCUACUGUAUCGAUACAGUCGUUAUUCAACGAUACGACAUCUUUCACAACGGAAACAUAUUCUAUCUAUGAGCAGCUCCACGUUCAGCACGCGGCACUGGGUGUCCUCUUGUGUUUUUUCUGUGUGGCCACCAUAUUUGGCAAUGUGCUUGUGAUGUUUUCCGUUGCGAAAGAACAGUAUCUACACACAGUCACAAACUACUUCAUUGCAUCUCUUGCCACCGCGGACUGCCUCGUCGGUGCUGUGGUUAUGCCGUUUUCAGCGGUGCACGAAAUCAUGGAGAAACACUGGAUGUUCGGCCAAGACCUGUGCGAUGUAUGGCAUUCCAUAGACGUCUUGGCAAGCACAGCGUCAAUUCUCAACUUGUGCGUCAUAUCGCUAGAUAGGUACUGGGCAAUCACGGAUCCCAUAAGCUAUCCAUGCCGCAUGACGCAAGCCAAAGCGACCACACUCAUUGCUGCUGUCUGGGUCUGCUCAGCACUUAUUUCAUUUCCCGCCAUCGCCUGGUGGAGAGCAGUCACCAAAGUUCAGCCAACGGAAUUCCAAUGUUCCUUCACUGACGACGUAGGAUACCUCGUGUUUUCCUCAACUAUUUCCUUCUAUGCACCUCUCAUGGUAAUGGUGUUCACCUAUUAUCGCAUAUACAGAGCGGCUGUGGAGCAAACGCGCAAUCUGAAACACGGCUGUAAACAAGUCACAUCCUGCAACGGCGAAGAGGCAACGUCGCUGACGCUGCGCAUUCACCGUGGUGGAGUUUUCAAUUCGACAAACUACAGAACGGUAUAUUCCACUUCCAACGAAAGCUUUGAGAGGAAUCACGUUACCGGCGUGUCAAGAAACUUCAAGAACUUUUCGCUGAGCCGAAAGCUCGCUAAGCUGGCCAAAGAGCGCAAAGCUGCAAAAACGUUGGCCAUCGUUAUGGGAGUCUUCAUAUUGUGCUGGCUUCCCUUCUUUGUCACCAACAUUCUUAUGGGUGCCUGCGGGCCUGACUGUGUUACCGAACCUGACCUUGUAUUCUCCACUGUUACGUGGCUCGGAUGGAUUAACUCCGGAAUGAAUCCUGUCAUCUAUGCCUGUUGGAGCAGAGACUUUCGAAGAGCGUUUACCAAUGUGUUGUGUUGCUGUUGUCCAGGAUACUUCAGGAAACGGCAAAGGUAUAGGAGCCGGCUUAGAACAAUUAUCAAGGAAGACACUAGUCUGCGUUCCCAAAGCCUCGAAGAAGCCGUUUUGUAGCUAGACCAACGUGUACAGUCCACCGUGGUUAUCUAGUCCCGCUGAACCACCCGCGCAGAAUGUGUGUCUCAUGUUCUUAUAGUCUUGAAGUACGCAUUUGUUACGUAGGUCACCUUCCAGGAGAACCUGCUUAAUUUUCCUGCUGUGCCAUUUCACGUUGGAGCCCUGUUCUUUCGAGUUUGCUGCAGUGUCCGAUGACGCUGACAGUACAGUGCGAAGGAGUAGCUGGAACGACUCGUUUGUGUUGCUCAAAUUUUCCCAUGUAUAUUUCAAUGAAUGGGAACCAUCACACUGGCUGUGAAUUGAUGUAAAUAUUGGUACGUCGCUUGUCCCGUAUAUUGUGUCCAGUUACCGGCACGUGGAACCCUUAUUACUCAUACCUCACGAACAUCUUCAUCUCACUGUUGUAUGAUACAUGCAUUUUUAGGGACAUGGCGUAAUUUAUUUUUAUUUUGCACUCCUUAUUUUGUCGUGUAAGUAUUUCCAACUCAUUAUGCAAGCACCCUAGCCGACCUCUGCCCAGUAAACUUUUCUUUCUGCUCUGUCUGAAGUUCCAUAAUGAAAUGUGCACUUUACUAGGUUCCUUCGAAGACACGCAAAGUGAAUUUAGAGAUCGUGCCUGUACUAACCACCUUGAAGGAAACCGCUGUGAAGAACCCUUCAGUCGGUCCCUGUAAUGCUACUAAGCCGCAUGUACCAAUUUUUUUGUUAUUGGCCCUGUAGAUUGUUUGUGGUUCCAUUUCCUUGUUACACGAACACAUAUUGUUCACCUCAUGGUAUAACACCUUAAUUCCUACCACAGUUUGAGCUAUUGUCUCCUUAGGAGGAAGCAACUGCGGCCCACAAUCAUAGCUUAUCAUGUGGAUGUAAUAAGGCGUACGCUAUCGCUCGCCAAAGAACAAGACAAAUCAAAUCUUCUUCUUUCAUAGAUCAUGAGAGGAACCUUGAGAAUUCAGAAAAAUACAAGGCGAACCUAUUGAGACCUUAUUUUUGCUUCUCCGUCUUGGGUUAUCUCUAUUCUCAGUGGUGCUUUCUCGCAUGGCGGUUUUAUCAGCAUAGGAACUCUUUCUGGUGACAAGGACGAAAAAAAAAGAAGACAAAAGAAAACAUCCCGUACGAAUGUUUAACAUAUCAAAAGAAGGCCCACUGCGGCAAGAGCCAGUCAUGGCUGAAAUUGGUGUGAAAAUAUUGUUCAAAGAGACCGCCAACGUAUCGACAUGCAGGCUGGCUCUCACCUCUUAUUUGGCAAUGGUAGGGCGACGUGUGUCUCCUAGCAAGUGUAUUGAGUCAUGCUAUAUCUUAGAGCACCUGAAAGCGGACAACAAUAAAACAGAAGUGAGUGUAAUCCUUGGUGUGGUCUUCGUUUAAUUACUUCGUGAUUUUGAUAAAUCCACAAACUGGGGCAUGCUAACUGUGCAAUAAACGUCACGUGCCAGGUUAAAUGGUGCAUAAUACGUAUCAAAAUUAUCUAUGUAGGCAAUUGUAGGGUUUAUAUUAAACGGGAUUUGGGCUGCAGGGGGCUCAACGAAACCCUGCCCGACACUGUACCGCUCAACCACUCGACAUGACUCCAACGUCCGCCGUUCAGUUAAUACUUCCGUCAUCCCUGCCCCUCCCCACUGGAAAAUUACAAUAAUAAUAAAUGAAAGGAAGGAAGUCCACUGGCAAUCAUUAGAUUAA